Neomonachus schauinslandi (Hawaiian monk seal) is the source of this 576-nucleotide messenger RNA. Its product is annotated as probable inactive serine protease 58. Bases 1 to 576 code for a protein of 191 amino acids. The transcript is spliced from 4 exons. Gene Ontology annotation, biological process: proteolysis. The record is from RefSeq and is a predicted model, not a curated record. Gene Ontology annotation, molecular function: serine-type endopeptidase activity. NCBI's taxonomy places the organism in Eukaryota, Metazoa, Chordata, Mammalia, Carnivora, Phocidae.
AUGGGUUACCAUAGAAGGAAAUUAGAUCUUCAGAUCAUCUUUUAUGGCAGUUCCACAAAUCUUCGAGACUUUACUGGGGAGAUUGUACCUUAUGAGAGGAUCAUUAUUCACCCAAACUUCACUGUUACCUCUCCUAAAGAUGACCUCAUGCUGAUAAAGCUGCCUCUACCUUUUACCUUCUCCACCAAAAUUUUUCAGUUGCCUACUCUCAAGAAUGCAGUUAAAGAUUGCUUGAUUCACACUUGGUUAGACAACAAAGACUUUAUUGGAAAUUCAAACCAUAAGCUGCAAAGAGUCAAGAUUCAAUUGAGCUCUAAUAUAAACUGCAAAAAAUUACUGGGUGAAAAACUCCUUGAAGACAUGUUCUGUAUAGGACCCAUGCUAGGAAGCCAAGAGCCCUGCAAGGUGGUCACAGCUGCACCAGCCAUAUGUGGCGGUGAAUUACGAGGAAUUUUGUCUUGGGAAACUGGAUGUAUUCUAACAGGAUACACUGUUGUCUUCACUGACCUACACAGCUACAUUCCAUGGAUCAAGAACAUUAUGUCUACAGAACAAGCUGAUAUAGAGCUCCAUUGA